Mesocricetus auratus (golden hamster) is the source of this 8484-nucleotide messenger RNA. RefSeq names its product tau tubulin kinase 1 (gene Ttbk1). Gene Ontology annotation, molecular function: ATP binding; protein serine/threonine kinase activity. Lineage: Eukaryota; Metazoa; Chordata; Mammalia; Rodentia; Cricetidae. Gene Ontology annotation, biological process: peptidyl-serine phosphorylation; peptidyl-tyrosine phosphorylation; signal transduction. The record is from RefSeq and is a predicted model, not a curated record. Gene Ontology annotation, cellular component: nucleus; cytoplasm.
AGUGCAUUGUGGGCAGCUCCCCACUCCGCUGCUGCUGCUGCUGCUGCUGCUGCUGCUGCUGCCGCUGCCACCGCCGUCGCCCGAGGAGGAUCGGGGCCGGGCCGGGCCGGGCCGGGAUGGUCGCGGUCGGGAGGCCGCCGCCGCUGCGGGAGAGAGCGGGCCGCCCAGCGCCGCACUGAGGCGCCCCCGCCCCGCCCCGGCCCCGGGGGAUGCGCCGCCCCGUGCCGCUGCCUUCACCGCCGCAGCCGCAGCCGCAGCGGACACCGAGCAGGUAGAUGGCCCCCCAAGGGCAGGCCCUGCGGACACCCCUCCCUCCGGCUGGCGGAUGCAGUGCCUAGCGGCUGCUCUUAAGGACGAAACCAACAUGAGUGGGGGAGGGGAGCAGGCCGACAUCCUGCCGGCCAACUACGUGGUCAAAGAUCGCUGGAAGGUGCUAAAAAAGAUCGGGGGCGGGGGCUUCGGUGAGAUCUACGAGGCCAUGGACCUGCUGACCAGGGAGAAUGUGGCCCUCAAGGUGGAGUCAGCCCAGCAGCCGAAACAGGUCCUCAAGAUGGAGGUGGCUGUGCUCAAAAAGCUUCAAGGGAAGGACCAUGUGUGCAGGUUCAUUGGCUGCGGCAGGAAUGAGAAGUUUAACUAUGUGGUGAUGCAGCUGCAGGGCCGGAACCUGGCUGACCUGCGCCGCAGCCAGCCCAGGGGCACUUUCACGCUGAGCACCACUCUGCGGCUGGGCAAGCAGAUCCUGGAGUCCAUUGAAGCCAUUCACUCUGUGGGCUUCCUGCACCGCGAUAUCAAGCCGUCCAACUUCGCCAUGGGCCGGCUGCCCUCCACCUACAGGAAGUGCUACAUGCUGGACUUCGGGCUGGCCCGGCAGUACACUAACACUACAGGGGAUGUCCGGCCCCCUCGGAAUGUGGCCGGGUUCCGGGGGACUGUUCGCUAUGCCUCGGUCAAUGCCCACAAGAACAGGGAGAUGGGCCGCCAUGAUGACCUGUGGUCCCUCUUCUACAUGCUGGUGGAGUUUGCCGUGGGCCAGCUGCCCUGGAGGAAGAUCAAGGACAAGGAGCAGGUGGGGAUGAUCAAGGAGAAGUACGAGCACCGGAUGCUGCUCAAGCACAUGCCCUCGGAGUUUCAUCUCUUCCUGGACCACAUCGCCAGCCUCGACUACUUCACCAAGCCUGAUUACCAGUUGAUCAUGUCGGUGUUUGAGAACAGCAUGAAGGAGCGGGGUAUCGCUGAGAAUGAGGCCUUUGACUGGGAGAAGGCUGGAACCGACACCCUCCUGUCCACAAGCACCUCCACCCCACCCCAGCAGAACACCCGGCAGACAGCAGCCAUGUUUGGAGUGGUCAAUGUGACGCCAGUGCCCGGGGACCUGCUUCGCGAGAACACCGAGGAUGUGCUGCAGGGCGAGCACCUGAGUGACCAGGAGAACGCACCCCCGAUCCUGCCUGGCAGGCCUCCAGAGGGCCUGGGCCCCAGUCCCCACCUUGUCCCCCACCCUGGGGGUCCUGAGGCUGAAGUGUGGGAGGAGACGGAUGUCAACCGCAACAAGCUGCGUAUCAACAUCGGCAAAACCCCCUGUGUGGAGGAAGAGCAGAGUCGAGGAGUCGGGGUCCCCAGUUCCCCAGUGCGUGCCCCCCCAGACUCCCCAACAACCCCAGUACGGUCUCUACGCUACCGGAGGGUCAACAGCCCCGAGUCGGAGAGGCUGUCUACAGCAGCUGAUGGGCGGAUAGAGCUUCAUGAGAGGAGGUCACGGAUGGAUUUGCCUGGCUCGCCCUCACGACAGGCCUGCUCCUCGCAGCCGGCUCAGAUGCUGUCGGUGGACACAGGCCACGCUGACAGACAGGCCAGUGGUCGCAUGGACGUGUCAGCCUCUGUGGAACAGGAGGCCCUGAGCAAUGCCUUCCGCUCGGUGCCGCUGGCUGAGGAGGAAGACUUUGACAGCAAGGAAUGGGUCAUCAUUGACAAGGAGACAGAGCUCAAGGACUUCCCUCCCGGGGCUGAGCCCAGCACUUCGGGCACCACAGAUGAAGAGCCUGAGGAGCUCCGGCCUCUGCCUGAGGAGGGCGAAGAAAGGAGACGUCUGGGGACAGAGCCCAGUGUCAGGCCCCGAGGACGUGGUAUGCAGACGCUGGCAGAGGAGGACCUGCGGCAGGGCCUGCCCCAGCCUGCACCACCUCUGCUGAGCCAGGCUGACGGCCGGUCAGAGACAUCGCAGCCACCCACACCCGGCAGCCUUUCCCACUCGCCCCUGCACUCGGGACCCCGCCCUCGACGGAGAGAGUCGGACCCCACAGGCCCUCAGAGACAGGUGUUCUCGGUGGCGCCCCCGUUUGAGGUGAAUGGCCUUCCACGAGCAGUGCCUCUGGGCUUGCCCUACCAGGACUUCAAGAGAGACGCCUCUGAUUACGGAGAACGGGCACGGCUGCUCACCAGAGUCCGGAGGGUGGGCUUCUCACACAUGCUGCUCACCACCGCACAGGUCCCACUGACUCCCUUCCAGCCUCAGGCCAAUGGGAAGGAGGGAGAGGAGGAGGAGGAGGAGGAAGAUGAAGAAGAAGAGGAGGAGGAGGAGGAGGAAGAGGAGGAGGAGGAAGAGGAGGAGGAAGAAGAGGAGGAGGGCGAGGCAGGGGCCCUUGGGGAGGUGCUGGGGCCCCGAAGCCUCUCUAGCAGUGAGGGGAGUGAGCGGAGCACUGAGCGGAGCCAGGAGGGCGCCCCGUCCACACUGCUGGCUGAUGACCAGAGAGACACCAGGGGCCGGGCCUCCAUGGCUGAUGGGGACCUGGAGCCCGAGGAAGGCUCCAAAACGCUGGUGCUCGUCUCCCCUGGCGACGUGAAGAAGUCGCCAGUCACUGCCGAACUGGCCCCUGACCCUGACCUGGGCACCCUGGCUGCGCUCACCCCUCAGCAUGAGCAGCCGCAGCCUACAGGAAGCCAGCUGGAUGUGUCAGAGCCAGGCACUCUGUCCUCUGUCCUGAAGUCCGAACCCAAGCCCUCAGGACCUGGAACAGGGCUAGGGGCUGGGCUGGUGGCUGCUGGUGGAGCCGGGGCAGUCACCUCCUCACCCUUCACCAAAGUCGAGAGGACCUUUGUUCACAUUGCAGAGAAAACCCACCUCAAUGUCAUGUCUUCUGGGGGGCAGGCCUCCAGACCGGAGGGGUCUGGCACCGGGGGCGAGCUGGGCCUGGAGAUGCUCUCUGAGGGGGGCGCUGCAGAGGAGAGGGGCCCAGUGCCUCUGGAGAAUGGCAUGGCUUUGUCAGGGCUGGAUGGAACUGAGACGGAGAGUUGUGCCCUGUCUGGCCCUCCUGGGGAAACACCCUCAGAAGUGGUCACAGACUCAUUGCCCAAUGGCCCAGCCCUUGCCGACGGGCCGGCUCCAGCAACCCCACUGGAGCCAGUCACCAAGAAAGGGACCGCUAUCUCCCCCAGCCGCCAUGCUAUGCCAGGUUCUCGCCCCAGGAGCCGUAUUCCUGUCUUGUUGUCCGAAGAGGACACAGGCUCAGAGCCUUCGGGCUCACUGUCGGCCAAAGAACGGUGGAGCAAGAGGGCUAGGCCACAGCAGGACCUGGCGCGGCUGGUGAUGGAGAAGAGGCAGGGUCGCUUGUUGCUGAGGCUGGCCUCGGGAGCCUCGUCCUCCUCUAGUGAGGAGCAGCGCCGUGCCUCUGAGACACUCUCUGGCACCGGCUCUGAGGAGGACACACCUGCCUCAGAGCCCACAGCAGCCUUGCCUAGGAAGGUGGGGCGGGCAGCGACCACCCGGAGCCGGAUUCCCCGCCCCAUCGGUGUGUCCGCAUCUGCAGAAGGACAGCAACUUCCUGGCAGGCCCCAUGGUGCGGCCUCCGCAUCUGACCUGGCCAUCACCAGCAGGCUCCAGCUGCAGAAGCCCUCAGGGUCGACAACUACUGCUGACCUCCGUCCCAAACACUCCGCGAGCCGGGGUCCUGGCCCAGGUCGUGCCCAAGUCUCCAGGUCUGCAGCGCCCCGCAGUCCCGGCCUCCCCGCCUCCACCGCGCGCCACCCCAGCGGGUCCCCGCGGAGCCAGUCCCUGUCCCGCAAAGAGAGCUCCUCCCCAUCGCAUCAAGCCCGAUCCGGCGUCCCUCCACCUCGGGGGGGUCCUCCAGCCAGAUCUCAGCCCGAGGCCUCCCCAGGGGCCCCCAAGAAAGGACCCAGGGGGAAACAACAGCAGACUCAACGCGCAGCAACCAAAGGCCGGGGGGGCGGUCUCGGAGGGCCGGCCCGGGACCAGAUAAUGACACCCGCCCGCGGCUCUCUGCGGCGCCCCCUACCCUCACCCCGGUCCCCACCCGCAGCCGGCCACACUGGAGCAGCUUCCAGCACAGCCUUACGCGCCCGCGCGCCACCGCGGCCCCAGCUUCCUGCCUGCACCCGCCAGGACGCACGUGAGCACAUGUUGCGCCCUGCAGCCCAGCCAGCCCACUGACCCCGAGGGUACCCUCGGCUCUUCUCUCUGCGUCCUCCCUCCCUCCCACUGCCCUUCUGCAGGGACAAGCUCACAGCAGAUCCUCCGCCCCGGGAAGGCUCAGUCAGACGUGUAGGGCCCGGCCCCUUCACCCACUAGGUCUUGGCUGAUCUCUGCGUCCCACAUCCAAGGGGCUUCCAUCUGCUUACACCUCCUGCGGCUCACCUUGUCCUCAUCCUCAUCUUCUUCAGCCUCCAACCCUACCCAACUGGAGAAACAGCCUCAAAUUCCAGAAGUGUGCAAGCUCGGGCCUGCCCAGACUCCUAGAAGCUGUGGUGGCCGUGGAAAGCCAAGCUAGAAUUGGGGAAGUGGGACCCAGGGGUGAAUGGCUUAUUAGGCUUAAGGGACAUCUCUAAUCUGGCUAAAGUCAGCUCUAUGAGAGGUACAGGACUUACGAUUCUUCAGAGGGCCUUGAGUUGCUCCCCUUGUCUCUGGGGAACAGAAAUACCUUUCCUGAAUAGGGUCGAAUGGGGCCUCAGGAGGCGCAGCUGCCUCCCUGGGCAAGGGUGUCCCAGUGGGAAUUUGGAAAGGGGCUUUAAAAAGGUUAGUCACUUCCCUGGUCCUACAGUCUAGCACUCAGGACCCCUUACCAUCAGGAAGUCCUUCCUGAAAUCUAACCUCAGUUCUGCAUACUGUUCAGUCAACUCUCCUCUCUCAGCAUCCCACACAGGUGGAGUGACUGGUUAUCACCUUCUCGGUGUUGUUCAUUUGAAGGUUCGGGAACUCUGUUCUGGUCAUGGUGCCAUCUCUGCUGUGGGCAAUGGGCUGGCUCAGGCGUCAUCCCCCUAAGCGGGCAGAGGAGGCAGGAUGAGGCAGAAGGCCCUUCUCACUUUAGAUUCUGUGUGAUGCCAGCUGGUGUCCACCCUCCCCCUCCCCAGUUCACCCGGGCUCUCUUCCUCUGAGCCCGCCCACACAGCUGAGCUGCUCUGAGCCUGAAGUGAGGCCUCCUUCUGCAUUUCGGCUUCUGCAAAGCUCGCCCACCUCAUCAGGAGCCUCAGCUGCUAACAUCUGGGGCAAGCAGUGCCCUGGCUGCAGAUGGGACAGACAGCCCUCUUAUCUGGGACAGGGACUCCCUGCAGGCCUCCUAUAAAGCACUCAGCCUCCAUCCCCUGCUCUGGCCCUUGUAUCCUUCCCUGAGCCACAGAGAGCGAACCAAGACAUUCAGGCCACAAGGAGGAGGAAAGGCCUCAGCACACCAGCCGUCUGGCCACAGCUGCCCCCAGGAUGACUGACUGACUGACUGACUGACUGCUGACUGACUGGGAGCGGCUUGGUGCCAGCUAACUCCUCACGGAGAGUCAGAGGGUCUGGGCAGUUGCUUCCAUGCCAAGAAGGCAGCUCUAUAGACCAGCCCUGGGAGGACACCAGGGUGGAUUGUCUUUGAGGUCUAUCCCACACUAAUGCAGAAGCUCCCAGAACACUCAGGAAACCUCUCUGGAUUCAGUUAUCUUUGUCACCCCGAGGCCCCCUCUCAUUGCCCUCUAGUCUAGCAGAGGGGUAGAGGGUUCCCUUCCUCCCACCCAGAGCUUUUAUGAACGACAAUCAGCUCAUGCCAGGUGGGGACCAGGGCAUGACCCCUAGUGCCCAGGCCCUGGGCCUGCUCCUUGCCACCAACCGAACCGUGAAUGUAGGCCCCCUCAGUCUCUCUUCUGCUGUAGGACCAACGGCGCCCUGGUUUGGAGAUGGGGGCCUGAGGAAGCCCCAGGCUCACCCACGCAGCUUCACCCAGCACUUGAGCUGGUACAGAUGCAAAACCCAGCCUGCCCUUGGGAUUCCAGACUCCACAGGGCUCCAACUGACCUCAGGCCUCCAAGUCAACAGUGUCAUCAUGCUAGGAGGGAGGAGGGACAGAGGACCAGGAGGGGACGAAGGGGUUCCUCUCUCCAGGAAGGAACCGGGGCAGAGGAAGCACCUUCCCGCUGCCCCACCCAGCUGCAGCCCUUUCCAGGAGAAUCAGCCAGCCCUGCCCUGGGCCCUUAGGCCCCACCCCCCCUCUUUGGGAGUGUCACACUACCACCACCAUCCCUCAUGUCCCCAUCCGCCUGCUUCUGUCACCAGUCAGAUGUGAGGUGUGUUCACCUUAAUGCGCCUUCCCCCCCCCCCAGCUGUCCCAGUGCCUCCUGAGGGGCCUGGCUGGCUCAGUCUUCUCAGCCCCUUGGGUAGGUGUUGGGGGACAGCGAGCUGCCCUCCCCCGUCCCUGGGAAGCAACAGAAGAAUGUUUACAUGCCAAACAGAAUGUAACAGCCCUUGGCCACCCUGCCAGUCACUGCAUGGCCUCUGCCCGCCCUGUGCCUGCCCAUGCCCCUGACACCAACACCUCGGAAGUUGCUGUCACAACCAGAUGGGGGUCUCACAAGGGAAGUAGCCAUUACACCAUUAAAAAGCCUGUGGACCUUUCUGUUGGCCUGGACUCUUUUUCCCCUUAGGGAGGGCAGGGCAAAGCCUGGCCCCUGAGGGCUGGACAGGAAGGAAGAUACAGGACGGUGCCAAGCGGGCUGAGAUGUCAUCCCCACCGAGGAGGAAAAGGAGGCUCAGGUCUGGUACAGGUGAUAUGUUCAGGGUCCUAACAGAAGAAAGGCAAAACUGGACGUGGCUCCUUGGUUGUUUUUGCUGAAGGCUGUAGACUCUCCAUUCGCCUGGCCCAGAGAGGAAAGAAGCAAAACCAUCGUUGCCCUAAAGGAAGCAGCCAGCAGUGAGUGUGGGAGGCAGACGGCGCGGCAGCCCACCCGGCCCUGCCUCUGACCGGCCCUCUGCACAUCUGCAAGUUUACCCUGUAGCACCGCAGAGGCCUGCCUGCAAAUCUGAAGCCCAAGAAGUUGUGAAAACAGUGAGCGUUUGCCUUGGAUGGUACAGGUUCAUUUGCUACCAAAGCCCAACAGAAAAGCCAGGCGUGGGGGCCUCAGGCCUGUAGUCCUAGUAACCACAGGACGUAAAGCAGGGGGAUUUUUUUUUGAAAGUUCAAGGCCAGCCUGGACUACCCAGUAAAUUCAAGGCUAACCUAGGCUAAAUGUAAGACUGUCUCAAAAAAGAAAAAAAAGCCAUGGCAAGCUGUUUAUAUUCAUUAAUUUCACUUAUACAUGUUUUCAGUGGAAUGAAAACGUUUUUUGAGACAAGGUUUUGCCAGGUGGCACAGGCUGGCCUCAAAUGUGCCGUCCUCCUGCUUCAGCCUCCCAAGUGCUGGGAUCACAGGUGUGUUCCAUGAUGCUUAGUUACAUGGCGAUAUUAAUGUCUUUGAUUAAGAGACACUGCUCUUGACCCUAUUUAUAAUAUAUGGACUAUGCAUGGAAUUACUUUCCUUCCUUAAAAAAAGUAUUUCAUCUAUCUUGUGAUGGCAAUGGUUUGAGUAAGAGACUGUGGACCAGGAAAAUAACGGACACAAGGACAAUCUUAAUGGCCAUUGGUCGGGGUGGUCAGCAAAGCAAGGUGCAGGCACAUACAAGGACUCUGCUGCGCCCCCCCCAGACUCAAGAUGAGGGAGGGGCUCAUGUUUCUACUGGUCGCAGUUUGUGAGACCAUGAGGCUCUUGGAACAGCAAGGCAUCUGUGGCCCUACAGGGGGCAGUCUGGGUGAGGGGAAGUUUCCAUGGGGCGAGACAGGAAGUACUCUUUGUAGACUGAAUCCUAAUUCAUCAUAAGCGAGUCUUUUCAUUUAGUGGACGACAGUUUCUCUCCCAGGCCUGGCUCUGGGUCACACCUGGGAAGUGAGACCAUCCAGAAAGUCCACUCUCCCAUCCUGGGGGGCUGCUCCCGGCUCUCCAGAACCUCGGCCUCUAACUUGAAUGCCAGUGGGCUCUUUCUCUUUCCUUCUCGUUUAACAUGUCCAGAGCAGGACAUACUUGUAGUAAAUGCUAAAAGCAUAUCAAAUACAGACAACCCCUGUGCAUGACCCUGACCACUGAGAGACUUGUGUGUACCAUCACGGACCUUUUUUAUGUUUAUAAUAAUGCCUAUCUCUCUCUGUCCAUAUAUAUUUCUUAUAAAUAAAAGAGGAGCGUAUUAUAA